This is a messenger RNA of Verticillium nonalfalfae, 1434 nucleotides long. RefSeq lists its product as uncharacterized. The record is from RefSeq and is a predicted model, not a curated record. The transcript is spliced from 5 exons. The coding region runs from base 1 to 1434 and encodes 477 amino acids. Lineage: Eukaryota; Fungi; Ascomycota; Sordariomycetes; Glomerellales; Plectosphaerellaceae. Gene Ontology annotation, molecular function: beta-mannosidase activity. Gene Ontology annotation, biological process: glycoprotein catabolic process.
AUGCUUCGCUCCAGACAGAACUUGCGUAGUGGGUGGUCCUUCAAACAGCACGAUGAUGACGACCCCGGUGCCUGGCUUCCAGUCGAGACUCUUCCGAGUCAGGUCCAUAUCGACUUGCUCGCCAACAAGAGGAUCCCUGAUCCUUUCAUGGACAUGAAUGAACAAUCUGUUCAGUGGGUUGCCGAAAAGUCGUGGCAAUACAAGCUUCGCCUCCCGGCACCAGCCAUCCACUGCCCAGAAAACACCAGUACCGACCUCGUUUUUGAAGGUCUAGAUACUUUCGCCACAGUCACUCUGAACGGCGUUGAGAUCCUGAAGUCAGAAAACAUGCACAUUUCCAACCGUGUCAAUGUCAACAUGACUUGGAACUCCGAUAGCGAGAACGUCCUUGAAAUAGUUUUCGACUCAGCUUUGCUCCGUGGUCGUGACAUCGUCAAGCAGCACGGAGAGCACCAAUUCUUCGCCCGGCAAACGGAGGAAGGCAGAAUCCCUGUUCGCAAGGCACAGGUGUGGGGAGGCGGCAUUUACGAAGACAACGCUUUUCUGGACGCCUGCGAUGAACUUGGGAUUCUAGUCUGGCAGGACUUUGCCUUCGCAUGCGGCAACUACCCAGUUUAUGCUGCAUUUCUAGAAAGCAUAGAAGAGGAGGCGCGGCAGAACUUGAGACGCUUUAGAUCUCACCCUUCUGUGGUUGUUUGGGCCGGAAACAACGAAGACUACCAGGUGCAAGAGAGAUACAAGUUGGAGUACUUUGCCGAUGAUAAGGAUCCCGAAUCUUGGCUUAAGUCUACUUUCCCUGCAAGGUAUAUCUACGAGUUCCUGCUGCCGAAGCUGGUUCAAGAGGAAGACUCCUCAGUUUUGUAUCAUCCUGGCAGUCCCUGGGGAGACGGAAAACAUACGACUGACCCAACGGUGGGAGACAUCCAUCAAUGGAACAUAUGGCAUGGUUUGAUGAAUAGAUUCAUCUCCAUCCAGACAGGCAAGGACAUACGCGACGCCAUCGCCAGUGCCCUCUAUGCUCAGCCGAAUGGGACGACAGAGGUUCACAAGAAGCAGCGCGUGGCUGUUGCAGCAUAUGCAGCGAAUACUGCUGAUGACCCCUUUGUAAUUCAUGCCUCGUUAACUUUUAACGGGGAACUUGUGGCCACCGACACUGCUUGGCCGGAGCCUUUCAAGUAUCUUGACCUGAACGACCGGCACGUCGGCCUCGAGAUCUACCAGUCGGGCGGCGAGAUCUCAAUUGCCAGCAGACUUCCAAUCAAAGGCUUUGUGCUUGAGGAGACAGAAGGCAUGAAGUUGAGCGACAAUGGCUUCGACCUUGUGCCUGGCGAGAAGCGGGAGAUACAGAUUGAGGCGGGGCCGACGACAGCUCCUCUGAGGUGGACUUACCUUGGGGCGCCGGAUGAAACAAGCACAUAUAGACCUAAGCUGUAG